AUGUGUAGAUUCAUGGUCUACAAAGGCAAGGAUGAGAUACUCCUUUCAGAGCUCAUUCUAAACCCCUCCCAUUCCAUUCUCACACAGUCCUUCGACUCGCGCCUCCGCCUAGACAGGCGCCGCCCGCACAACGGUGACGGCUUUGGCAUCGGCUACUACACGUCGCCCUCCCUGGGCCUCACGCCCUGCGUCUUCACCUCCACAAUUCCAGCAUGGAACUGCAUAAACCUCUCGCGCAUCGCCUCCAAAACCACAUCCUCGCUCAUCUUCGCCCACGUGCGCGCCACAACUGAAGGCAACCUCAGCGACAGCAACUGCCAUCCGUUCUCCUACAAGUCCCUCAUGUUCAUGCACAAUGGCGGCAUCGGCUGCUGGAAACAGAUCAAACGCCGGCUUGCUAUGAGCCUGGACGAGAAGUGGUUCAAUGUUGUGGGUGGUUCAACAGACAGUGAGUGGGCGUUUGCUACAUUCUUAGAUUGUCUAGAUAAAGCGGGGAUAAGCCCGGAUAAGGAGGUGGAAGCUGGUGUGGGCUUCGGACAUACGGUAUUGAGGAAAGCGAUAUUGAAGACGAUCGAACGGCUCAACGGGUUCAUCAGGGAUGUUGUUGGGGAACAAGGGGGUGGAGUUGGGGAGGAAGAUAGUAGGAGUCUGCUCAACUUUGCUGUUACGGAUGGUGUCAGUGUUGUGUGCUCGCGGUAUGUGAGUAGUAAGACGGACGAGGCGGCGAGCUUGUUCUUUAGCAGUGGAACGAGUUGGAGGGAACUCAAUGGCCAGUCGGUGGGGUCGGAUGCGGGUGCGAGUUCUGUGGAUGAUGAGGAGAGGGAGAGGGACUAUGUUAUGGAACGCAGGGAUAAGGGAAGUGAUAUUGUGCUGGUGGCUAGCGAACCGUUGACGUUUGAACGUGAUAACUGGGUCACGGUUCCAACAAACAGUACGCUCACUAUAUCCAAGCAAACUGUUAUGAUUCAUCCUAUCGUCGAUGAGUUCUAUAGCCCGAAUCCGGCGCAUGAGCGCAGUGCGAACUUUGCGCAGGCGAAAGGGCAGACAGUCACAGGGAGUGAUAAGAGAGUGCUGGGUGGGGUGGGAGAGGUGGCCUAG
Molecule: messenger RNA, 1098 nt
Organism: Alternaria burnsii
Lineage: Eukaryota; Fungi; Ascomycota; Dothideomycetes; Pleosporales; Pleosporaceae
Product: n-terminal nucleophile aminohydrolase
Exons: 4
Coding region: 1-1098 (365 amino acids)
Source: RefSeq, a predicted model, not a curated record